AAGCAGUGCAUGAGGCAGGAGGCUACACCUCCCUCUCUCUCCUCCCUCACUCCCUCUACUCCCAUCUGCGACGCCUGACAGCACUGCACCGGCUGCUAAAACAGUCUUAAUGGAGGCUCAGGCAGAUUCUAGUGCAGGAGAGCCACUUAGAGAGCGAGAGUUCCAGAAACUUCUAAAGUCCUCCAGCUCGGCCAGUCUCACCAGUGAGGCAUCCUACAAUACCUUUGGAGAGCAUGUUGGUACCCCAGCACAUUACAGCAGUCAGGUGCUCAUCACAGAGAAACGACAGCCGCUAAGCAGUGUGUCCUCGCUGGAGGUGCACUUUGACCUCUUGGACCUGACAGAGCUCACAGACAUGUCUGACCAGGAGCUGGGUGAGGUGUUUGCAGACUCCGAUGAGGAAAAUCAUACAGAAUCUCCUGCAAUUCAUCCUGCAGAUCGUCAACAGCCCCUGUUACCUCGAUUUCCACACAGUGGUUAUGUUCGCUCACCUUCCUGGACUCGCGGUGGAAAAGGGGAGCAGCAACAAAGAGAUCGGAAACACCACAGCGAUUCAGAGAACACAGAGCCUUUGCUGAAGAUAGAACGUUCCCAAUCCCAACAGCCUUGAGUCAGUGACAUCUACAGGGGCUCAGGGAGAACACAAAGACUUUAUGCAGGAAGUGGAGGUUCCUUCUCAAGCAAGGAAAUCUGGGAUCAAAGUAUAUGAACAUCCCAUCCCACCCUAAGAAAAUAAAUGCAAUCCAUUUGCCUAUUAUGAUGGGCAAGGAGACAGCUCCAAUAAGCUGCGGUAAUUGUAGACUCUUCCUCAAGAUGGAAAAGACUUCAUCCAACCAGGUUUUUGGGACACCUCUUUGUGACAUGGACUCGCCCAUAUUCUUCAUUUAACUACUGCAUAUGGAGAACUAGAUGCAUGAUGUAACAUUAUGGACCACAUUGGCUUAAGUGAUGCAAGGGAAAUGUGAAUCUAAGGAGCCAUAUAGGACUUCCACAGUGAUUGUAUACAGCAAAGGACCUGUAGCAAUAGAGCAAUGUGUGGCAGAACAAAUUCAGAGAGCCUACAAUGUGUAUCUAGACCAUACCUGUGCAACUGGUAACAAAUAUAGCCAACUAAAGUGCCCUUUGAGGAGAUUCCACUUAAAAAAUUGGGAGAUCCUGGAGUGAAAUAUCUUGUUUAAAAAGUUCAUGCCUAAGACUAGAAACAUACUCUUUGCAAGUACGUAAGCACAGGUGUCUUCAGCUGUGCAUGCUUGAUUUCACAUGUUGUUGCAUUUCCAAAAUGUGUCGGAGCACAAUUCAGAACGCAACUCGAGUACCAUUAUUGCAGGAAUUAUCAUAAACGGUUUGCUUCUAUGGUCAGUUUUCUCUCUAAGGGUCAUCUAUCGCAGUAUUUCCCAAACCUGUUACUGGAGGCACAAUGACAGAAAACAUUCCUGACCUGAUACAUUCAUUUGAGGACUUGGAGUAUCUACUAACUAGAUGAGUUGAAUCCGGUGUGUUAGAUUAAGGCUACAUUGAAAAUGUGUACUGCUUCGGUGCCUCCAGGAACAGGUUUGUGAAUCACUGAUUUAUUGUAAUGGCUGAGAAAAAGUUUAAAGAGGAUUGUGCUGUGCAGGUUAAAGUUAGUUUUAGAAAGUUAUAGCAAGCUAUCUGAAUAACACAUCCAGAUUCACGGCACGGAUAUUUCAAGGUAACUAUAUCGCUCCCCUAAGGUUUAAUAUUGCUACAGUAACUCAAGAACACACUAUAGCCUAAUUCAAACUGAAUAUGUUCUCUGUGUGUGUUAAUCAUUUGGAAAGCUGUUCUGACAUAAAUGGUCAGAUUUAUGAUUUGUUUCAUAUAUUUGAAAUGUUAUUUGGUAUGAACAAAAUGACACCUGCUCCUGACCUUACAAAAAAUCUGGAGUUCUAGCCGCAAACUUGCGUUAAAUUUGCAGCAAAUUUGCAAUUCAUGAUUUUCACUGAAAU
Xyrauchen texanus (razorback sucker) is the source of this 1967-nucleotide messenger RNA. Its product is annotated as dysbindin domain-containing protein 1-like. Gene Ontology annotation, biological process: negative regulation of protein kinase activity. The transcript is spliced from 4 exons. NCBI's taxonomy places the organism in Eukaryota, Metazoa, Chordata, Actinopteri, Cypriniformes, Catostomidae. Gene Ontology annotation, cellular component: cytoplasm. Bases 110 to 610 code for a protein of 166 amino acids. The record is from RefSeq and is a predicted model, not a curated record.